AUGGAUAGGUUACAUUCUUCCAUGCGCAAUCGUGUAUACAGUUUGCCCCAGCAUAUUGGACCUAAAGCAACAAUGAGCGGUGAUGGAGAAGACGGCGACAAGGACACUCGGAGGAAAAGUGUCAAGAUGCAACAUCUGCCUUCUCCCUCCGCCACCGGCAGCACAAAGGGCAUCUGUGACACCAAAGGCGGAGAGACAGAGCCAGAUGUAGGGAGAGUCUUUAGAACGAACGUGAAUGGGGAUUGUCGGAGGUUUAAAGGCAGUCUGUCUUCCAUCAGCAGUCGACAUUCAAAUUCAGCUGAGCAGCGGCGUCUCAUCACUGAAACAGACGGCAGCCCCACGGAUGACAACCCCAGCGACGAGCCGGGUUCCGGAGGAGACCAGGGGGCGCAGGGUGAUGGGGCAGGGGCCACCGGUGGCGCGGGGGCCGAGGAAGCGUCUCAUAGUGACCAGCCUAGUUUCAUAAAGUUAGAGGGGAUCGAUCAAAUCAUGUCGGACGACGACAGGAUGUAUCAGUCUGCUGGCUUCAUGCACAGACAGUUUGGCGCGAUGCUGCAGCCAGGGGUCAACAAGUUCUCCCUGCGAAUGUUCGGAAGUGAGAAGGCAGUGGAGCGCGAGCAGGAGCGGGUCAAGACAGCGGGCUUUUGGAUCAUUCAUCCUUACAGUGACUUCAGGUUCUACUGGGACCUGAUCAUGCUGCUGCUGAUGGUGGGCAACCUGAUCAUCAUUCCGGUGGGCAUCACCUUCUUCAAGGACGAGCACACGCCAGCCUGGAUCGUCUUCAACGUGGUCUCGGACACCUUCUUCCUAGUGGACCUGGUACUCAACUUCCGCACGGGCGUGGUCAAGGAAGACAGCACAGAGAUCAUUCUGGAACCGCGGGAGAUCAAGCGACGCUACUUGCGCAGCUGGUUUGCCGUGGACUUCAUCUCCUCCAUCCCCGUGGACUACAUCUUCCUGAUCGUGGAGACGCGCAUCGACACGGACUUCUACAAGACGGCGCGUGCGCUCCGCAUCGUGCGCUUCAUGAAGAUCCUCAGCCUGCUGCGGCUGCUGCGCCUCUCGCGCCUCAUACGCUACAUCCACCAAUGGGAGGAGAUCUUCCACAUGACGUAUGACCUGGCGAGUGCCAUGGUGCGCAUAGUGAACCUGAUCGGCAUGAUGCUGCUGCUGUGCCACUGGGACGGCUGCCUCCAGUUCCUGGUGCCCAUGCUGCAGGACUUCCCCGCCGACUGCUGGGUGGCCAAGAACAAAAUGGUGAAUGACACGUGGGGUCAGCAGUACUCCUAUGCCCUCUUCAAGGCCAUGAGUCACAUGCUGUGUAUUGGGUACGGCAUGUACCCGCCCGUGGGCAUGACGGACGUGUGGCUCACCAUCCUCAGCAUGAUCGUGGGCGCCACCUGCUACGCCAUGUUUGUGGGCCACGCCACCGCGCUCAUCCAGAGCCUGGACUCCUCGCGACGCCAGUACCAGGAGAAGUACAAACAGGUGGAGCAGUACAUGUCCUUCCACAAGCUUCCAGCGGACAUGCGGCAGCGUAUCCAUGACUACUAUGAGCACCGCUACCAGGGCAAGAUGUUUGAUGAGGAGAGCAUCCUGGGAGAACUCAACGAGCCGCUACGAGAGGAGAUAAUAAGCUUUAACUGUCGAAAGCUGGUGGCCACCAUGCCCCUGUUUGCCAACGCGGACCCCAACUUCGUGACGUCCAUGCUGACCAAGCUGCGCUUCGAGGUCUUCCAGCCGGGUGACUACAUCAUCCGCGAGGGCACGGUGGGCAAGAAGAUGUACUUCAUCCAGCACGGCGUGCUGAGCGUGCUCACCAAAGGGAGCAAGGAGACCAAGAUCUCAGAUGGGUCCUACUUUGGAGAGAUCUGUUUGUUGACACGAGGUCGGAGGACGGCGAGCGUGCGGGCGGAGACCUACUGCCGUCUGUACUCGCUGUCUGUCGACCACUUCGACGAGGUGCUGGAGGAGUACCCCAUGAUGAGGAGAGCCUUCGAAACCGUGGCACUGGAUCGCCUGGAUCGGAUUGGGAAGAGGAACUCGGUCCUGCAGCACAAGGUCCAGCACGACCUGAACUCGGGCGAGCAGGACGGCCUCGAGACGGAGAUCAUCCAGCAGAUUGUGCAGCACGACCGCGACAUGGCCCACUGUGCCCACCUCAUCCCCACCACCCCGACGGGGGUCGCCCCUCACGGCCCGGACCCAGCUCACGUCAUCUGGGCUCCCCUCAUCCAGGCGCCGCUACAGGCCGCCGCCGCCACCACCUCCGUGGCCAUCGCCCUGACCCGCCACCCCCACCUGCCCCACGCCCUCUUCCGUCCCCCCGCUGCCCCUCUGGGCUCCCUGAAGGGGGGUGGCUCCCAGGUCAGGAGGUACCCCUUUGGGGCGUCCCCGUUUGCUGAACCUGCCUCUGCCUCUGGCGCUGGCCACAGCCCCUCCCAGUUCUCCUCAGGGGUGGAGACCCCCAUUCUGGACUCGCUUCGGGCCAAGCGCUCCUCCUGCACCUCUCUCCUCUCUGGCCCCCCGUCCCCGUCCUCGUCUCGCUCCCUCCUCUCUGUGGUCGCCACCACCAUCACCACCACCACCACCUGCACCACCAGCGUUACCUCACCGUCACAGCCAGGGGGCGCCCCUGCUCCCCGCCCCCAAAGACACCCUUCGUCCUGCGUGUCCACGUGUUCCAGUUCUGCCCAGCUGCACCCUCCGCCCAAACACGUGGCCCACAGCCAGCCCAUGUCCAUCUCCCCAGACCCCCUGCCCACCACCACGCCGCUCCCUGGCUUCUUCCAACAGGGGGCGCCGCCGACGGGACGAGUGCCGACGACGGGGCGGGCCGCUCGGCAGUUCCACUCUGUGGCCACCGGGGGCUCCAGCCUGGCGCCGCUCAUCGCCAGCUCCAUCAACCCCAUCCUCAGCCAGCUGCAGGCGGCCCAGCUGCAGGCCAGCAAGCCCGGCCAGGAGCUCAUCCGGCUGGGCCGCACCUCUGCCAACCAGCCCUUCGCCCUCUACUCAGCAGCCGCCGGCACUGCCGCUGGGUCCCCGAUCGCCACCCCCCACACCCGUCUGGAGCAGCGCUCACCGCGGGCACCCGCAUCUCCCCUGUCUGCCCCCUCGCCCCUUCCAACCCGCUCCCCGCUGCCAUCCUCCUCCUCUCCCCAGCCGCUUCCCUCACCCCUGCCAGCCUCCUCGCCAAUGCCUACCUCCUCUCCUCUUCCUGCACCCUCGCCCCUGGCAGUUCCCUCUCCGAUGCCAACCCCAUCGUCGAUGCCCUCCUCCUCUCCACUGCCAGCUGCUCCGGCCCCGGCGGGGCCCGGGGGACGGCAGGUGGUGGUGACGCCGGUGCUGUCGCCGGCGUCCUCGGCUCUGGCCUCCCUGGCGCAGUACGGUUCGCGCACCGGCUCUCCGUCCCCCUCGAACACGCCCCCUGUACACAGCCCCCUGUUACACAGCCCCCUACUGGACAAACACUGGCAGCGCGGUGGCGGCGGUGGCGGCGGCGGUGGCGGCGGCAGUGGCGGUGGCAGCCCCGGUGUCCCCGGUAGCCCGGUGCAGACUCCCUGCGGGUCGGGGUCGCCAGCAUGGGCUUCCUCCCUGGCCGCCCCGCCGCGUGCCCUCUUUCCCCCCCAGCUGCCCAGCCCACACAGGGAGGUGUGCGUGGUGGACCUGACCCCCCACCCCCAGACAGCUCGCGGUAGCCCCCCACACAGGGACGAUGCGCGUGGGGUCGAGCUGCCCUUACAGGACCUUAGCACCAUCACGACUUCACACUCCACCACCACCACCACGCCGCCACGGCUCAAACAGGGGUCGGAGGUCACGGCGGGGGCGUCCCCAGUGAUGUGCUCUUUCUCCACGUGCACCUCUUCCCCAACACUCGGUGGCAGCAGCAGCAAACCCUUGUCCACCAUAUCGGGUCACAUGACCCCGGCCACCACCACCCAGACUCCUGUCUCCCCUCUGUCCCCAGCACUCCAGGCAGGGGCUGCGGCAGCACCGACGAGCCUCCCGCGGCCCGCUUCUGGCCCAGGGACGCCCAGGGGCCGGGCGGGCUCUCAGCCCAAAAUGCCCUCAAACUUAUGA
Molecule: messenger RNA, 4083 nt
Organism: Engraulis encrasicolus (European anchovy)
Lineage: Eukaryota; Metazoa; Chordata; Actinopteri; Clupeiformes; Engraulidae
Gene: hcn4l
Product: hyperpolarization activated cyclic nucleotide-gated potassium channel 4l
Exons: 10
Coding region: 1-4083 (1360 amino acids)
Biological process (GO): sodium ion transmembrane transport; regulation of membrane depolarization; potassium ion transmembrane transport
Cellular component (GO): membrane; HCN channel complex; axon
Molecular function (GO): voltage-gated potassium channel activity
Source: RefSeq, a predicted model, not a curated record